Helianthus annuus (common sunflower) is the source of this 1073-nucleotide messenger RNA. RefSeq lists its product as uncharacterized. The transcript has 3 exons. The record is from RefSeq and is a predicted model, not a curated record. Lineage: Eukaryota; Viridiplantae; Streptophyta; Magnoliopsida; Asterales; Asteraceae. Bases 172 to 897 code for a protein of 241 amino acids.
CUCUCUCUCUCUCUCUCUCUCUCUCUCUCUCUAACCUCAAGUCAAAACCCUCUCCUUGUUCCGUUGGUUUUUGUCUCUGUAUGAUCCGUAUCUACUUCAAUCCAUCGUUUUUAUCCUAAAACCUUCAUCGGGUCAUGUCUCAGAUCCCACAGCUUGCGUUUGCUUAAGGGGAUGAUGUGGAUCUGCAAUUCAUCGGAGACCGCUAGAUUCACCGGAGACGGUCAUCGGAGCCGCAACUUCUCCAUCGCUAAAGAUGAAGAAGAUGAUCGCGAUUCAUCCAGUUCUUCCUCCAUCGGCAAUAACAGUGAUGCGUCUGGCGGCGGCUGCGAUUCCGAUGACGGCGGCGAGGUUCAGAGCUUAUUCAAAGGCUCCUUAAACAAUUUAUCUGAUUUGGAAGAAGCUUUGGCUGUUAAGAGAGGUAUAUCAACAUUCUAUUCUGGGAAAUCAAAGUCAUAUACAAGCCUUGCUGAUGCGGUGUGUGCUCCAUCCAUUCAAGACAUUGUUAAGCCAGAAGAUGCAUACAACAGGAAACGCAAAAACAUGCUUGCUCAUAAUAUUAUACUAAACAAAAAUCGCAAUUUUACUUCCAAGAAUGGGAUACCAAAAAAGGUUGCAAAUGUUAACAACAGGUACUCGUUGGCCAGUGAAUUAAACAACCACCAUCAUAACAAUGCAGGUGGUGAAAGCUCAUCCCCUGGUAGUUCUCUACCCCCUUUACCUGCACGCCAUAGAAUAUCACCUGUUGCUAUUAAUGAAUCGUUGAAUUCAUCCCCGAGAAACUUUUGCUCUCCAUGGCGUUCAUUUUCUCUCUCAGAUUUGCAACUUGCUGGUGGUGGUGGUGGUGCAGCUUCAAGCUUUACAGGUAACAAAAGAGAUGAUGAAGAGGACGACGAUUAGAUGUAGGUGUUGUUGGCUGUAGGUGGUUUGUUUUUUCCCGUUUCCUGAUUCUGCUCAUUGUAGUUACUUCCUUGUGGGCAUUUCUGGAAUUCAGUGGAUGUUUCAGUCAGUUUUAAUCUUGUACCCAAAUGCAUGUUUGUUACAUAUAAUGAAAAAGAUGUUUCCUUUUGCUGUUA